UCUCCGUCAUAAUAACAUUUUUCCUUCAGUGCCUUCAUCCAGUUCAUAAAAAUAAUUGAGUCUUGCUAUUGUUGCGACACAGUAAAUGCAGAUUUUGAUGUUUUUACUCACUAGUGUUUAUUGUUAAAAAUUGAAAGUGCUGUGAACUAAUGUUUGAUAUUACUUAUACCUCAAUAUACAUGUUUUAAUAAAUAUCUUCCAGUAACAAGUGAAUGCAUUGCAAGUUCAAUUCAAGUUAACGUUCAAGGAAAACCCACAGUCGCAAUGAGCCUCAUCUGUCCAAUCUGCCAGGAAAACUUGAUAAGCAAAGAAUCACCGGAUAAUUAUGUCAACAAAUGCGGUCACGUUUACCACUCGAACUGCAUUCUUCCAUGGUGGGAUCGUACUCCGGAACCGACAUGUCCGCAGUGCCGUGACCCAUGCAACAUCGACACCAUAACCAAAAUUUAUUUGACAGUCGACGAUACAGCGAUGGCGAGUGGAGACGGUAACAGAUCAACAACUUCGGCGAUUGCGAUGGACGAUCCGAAAGCGGAAGCAUUGUUGCGACAAGUCAAAGAGCACAUCAAUCUUCAAACGUACAACCAGACUAAGGAUUUGAAUGAUAAAUUUCGUCAAUUGAAUUCGGAAUUUUCAACGAUGCUGCUGAACAACAUAACACGCCUGCGAAGCAAUUAUGAUGACAAACUGUCGGCAGUUUCCAAAGAAUUGACUACAGCUAUUUCAACUGCUAUGGACCACGAACGAACCGACCCCGAAUCCUGCAAUCUUGCCGAUGUUCAUUCAAAGACGAAAGUUAGAAGACAAAAUAAAUUUCUACAUCCAGUGGCCGGUAUCACUUGCCUUAUCGCAGUCAUUACCCUGAUCAUCGUCAUUGUUUAUUCGCAUUUAAUUUUGGAUGCCAUACACUCCAGCGCAACUUCAUUAAACAUUCAGAACAUAUCACAACGACUGGAAGUGUUGAACGACGAACUGCAUCAGAUCGCAAAUAAUUCGAGCCGUGACAACAAAAACCUUCGGUUGGCCGUGGAUAGUGUUGGAAAAUCUGUCGGAAACGGGGCAAAGACGCAGGACAUACUGAAACGUCUCGACGAUGUGAGUCAUCGUGGCGACCAGCUGUUACUGGAACAGAUUCAAACCGAUCGACGGAUUAAUUUGAAACUGGAAGUGUUGGAAAAUAGCAUCAACAUACUGAAGACGCGAAUCGAGGCCGACAAAACGCCAAAAUCGCAAACGAAUUUCUUCGAUGACCGGCAGAGUCAAUUGGAAGAAAAGAAUCGUGAAUUGGAGGCGAAACUGGUGCAUUUGAAGAAUAUUUUAGACAAAAGUUCGAAUGCAACACCGGAAGCGUUGCGUAAAGAAAUCGAAAAUGAUAGCCGAUUGGCGUCGGAAACGGAAGAUCCGAAAAGUAUACGUGAAGAAGCCGUUGAACUGUGGAAUAAAUUGAUUAAUUCGGGCAGCAGUACAUCGGGCGGUGUUGAAGUUUCUGUGAAAAUUGUAUUGAUUGUCGCAAGCACCUUGACCACAUUCCUUUUCCAAAUGAACUGAUUUUUUUUAUUUGA
Messenger RNA from Bradysia coprophila, 1562 nucleotides. RefSeq lists its product as uncharacterized. Gene Ontology annotation, biological process: protein ubiquitination; interstrand cross-link repair. Lineage: Eukaryota; Metazoa; Arthropoda; Insecta; Diptera; Sciaridae. Gene Ontology annotation, cellular component: nucleus. Gene Ontology annotation, molecular function: ubiquitin-protein transferase activity. The record is from RefSeq and is a predicted model, not a curated record.